Micromonas pusilla CCMP1545 is the source of this 651-nucleotide messenger RNA. RefSeq lists its product as uncharacterized. Gene Ontology annotation, cellular component: anaphase-promoting complex. Lineage: Eukaryota; Viridiplantae; Chlorophyta; Mamiellophyceae; Mamiellales; Mamiellaceae. The coding region runs from base 1 to 651 and encodes 216 amino acids. Gene Ontology annotation, biological process: protein K11-linked ubiquitination; anaphase-promoting complex-dependent catabolic process. The record is from RefSeq and is a predicted model, not a curated record. The transcript is spliced from 2 exons.
AUGGCGGCGGACGCGCAAGUCGCCGCGGCGCCGAAGGCGAAAGUGGGCGCGAAAGCGGAGCAGCGCGACGGCAUCGCGCGCCCCGGGCACAGCGAGAUCGGCAAGCUCGCGGUGUGGUCCGUGACGUCCGCGAAGCCUGGGAACGGCGUCGAGCUCCUGCGCGACGACUGCCUGGACACGUACUGGCAAUCGGACGGCGCGCAGCCCCACCUCGUCAACGUGCAGUUUCAAAAGAAGGUUCGCCUGCGCGAGCUCGCGCUGUACGCCAAGUACGCGCUCGACGAGUCGUACACGCCGUCGAAGAUUAGCAUCAGGGCGGGGAACUCGUUCCACGACCUGCGGGAGAUCAAGGUCGUGGACUUGGAGGAGCCGGGGGGGUGGAUGCACGUGUCUCUCGCGAAAGACGAUUCGGGCGGCGGCGGCGGGGGGGGGGUGGGGGGGGACGGCGACGACGGCGGCGGCGGCGACGACGGCGAAUGCCUGCGCGCGUUCUUUCUUCAGAUCGCGGUGUUAUCGAACCACCAGAACGGAAGGGACACGCACGUGAGGCAGAUGAAGAUAUUCGGACCGCGGACGGACCCGACGGCGUUGAUGGGACGCGGGAUAUCCUUCGCGACCCCGGAGUUUGGGCAGUUCGCCACGGUGAGAUAG